Spirodela intermedia is the source of this 9440-nucleotide messenger RNA. The record is from the annotation of a GenBank genome assembly. NCBI's taxonomy places the organism in Eukaryota, Viridiplantae, Streptophyta, Magnoliopsida, Alismatales, Araceae.
AUGGCCUCUCCGAACAUCAAGGACCUUCUGACUGCGUUCAGCCCUCGCUCUGAGUUCUUCGCCAUCUCCUCCGGUGACGGGCGAAUCAAGGUGACAAAAUUUUUGGCGGGGUUCUUAUUAGACACCAUGUUUAGGCGAUAACUGCUGCUUUUCUUUCUAUUGCUCGUUUUUGGUUUUCAAAGCCGAACCGGCAGCAGUUUCUUUGUUGUUCAUCUGAAGCAUCCUUGACGAGUUAUGAUUCGUCUUCGCUUAUAUGGCAUCUGCAUUAUGUGCGUGCUUGCUCUGUUGUAGAUUUGGGACACAUUGAAAGGUCAUCUUCAGACUGAAUUUUCAAAUAUAUUAUCAACUGACACAACAGCAGGCCUCCAACCGAAGUUGAAUGAGCGUGGGCAUCUGUCCCUUGACUACAAAUGCAUGCAGUGGGUGCAGUUGGCGAACAAGGUAACUCUUUCUUUUCUGCUUUGAUUUUGGGUUACUUUUGUUGGUUCUAUGCGUAACAUUAUUAUGGUUUAUGCUUUGCAGAAGAAGAGGAAAUCUGGAAAUUUGCUGUUGGUAUUAGGAACGGGUACUGGGGAUGCCUUAGCACUUGAUAUCUCUUCUGGCACGCUGAAGUGGAAAGUCACCAACUGUCAUCCAGGGUACUGUUAUUCAGAGCUGCUAAAUUUCUAGGAAAAUAUUUUUAUUUACCGCUUCCUAGGAUAUAUAUAUAUAUAUUUUGAACAUGUUGUCAUCUUAGACUCAAUAUUUUGCCUUUGGAAAAGACUCUUAGGAGUUCAAGUGUAUCCAACGUUUAUAUCCUGAUUAUUUUUUAAUGAACUUCGUCUCAUUUGCCAUUUGAUGAAAAAAGAUUUGCUCGUGUUCUCAGUGCGACCGUGAAAUAUGCCAUUUCCUUUCUGUAUGAGUACACUAUUGGAUUUUCAUUUUUCUGCCGUGAAAAUGUCGUAGUAAAACUCCUCGAACUGUAAAUUAUUAAUGCUUAAUUAUACUCAUAAAUAAAUCCAAAUAAAAGGUACAUUUAUAACUGCUGUGCAAUCUUAAGUUUAUAAACCCGAAAAAAUAAUUGCGCCGAAAAGGUAUGGAAAUGUUUUUGGGGCUUGAAAGGAGAACAUGAGCUGCAGUUGCAGAAUUGGAUCUUUAGUUUUGCCCUUUUAGCUAGGAAAGCAUGAAUUUAACUGGAAGUUCAGAUUCGUUUAGGUUUCUUUCACACUUUUGGCUAUAUCUGGCAGAUUCAGAGUAUUAAAUUUCAGUAAGAUUUGAUUUGAAGAGAGAAGGUUGUAGUCCAAAGAAAAUGAAAAUGUGAAUCCCGAUAUUGCAUAUCAUUUUUGCAUAAUAUUUUUGCUAGGAAAUUUGCAUAAUAUUUUUGCAUAUCAUUUUGCACAUGUUCUGCUGUUUUUCAUAGAAUCUUCUUUUCGUGAUUUGAAAAUAAGUGAAUCAUCUUGAUUCUGUUUUUUUUCAAAAAGAUAAUCUUGUAUAACUGAUGUAGUCUUAUUUGAUCUUGUAUAAUUACUUUGCAUAGUCUUGUUUGACGCAAUGUCGUCAACUGAUUCGGGCAUUCUAUUUUUUGAAAACGAUAAUUGUGGAAUCAGGUCGAUACCUGGUCACUAUUCUUUUCUUAACUUUUGUGAUCAUAAUCCUGUUUGAUACUUUCAUGGAUAUGAUAAUGCUUAUGGAUGAUUGAUCGAGUGAUUCUAUGUAUAACUUUCUUUGGUUUUCCCUACUAAUCGUAAAAUCCAUGUAAAUUCGCAGGGGUGUAAGUUCGGUCUCUUUCUCAAAACAUGGUUAUGUCUACACGGGGGGGGUUGAUGGUAUAGUAUGCCAAAUCGAUUCUUCAUCAGGAAAUAUUCUUGGAAAAUUUAAGGCUUCCACCAAGGCUGUGUCUUCCUUAUCUGUCUCUGCAGGUACUUCUUAAUCAGUAUGUUAAAUUGUGCUAUAUUUUAUUUACUAAGGUUCUUGGUUUAUGGAAUACUGCUAAACAGGCCUAUUGGGUGCUGGUGCUAUAAAAUUUAUGAAAAUUCUGAAACUAUUAUAAGGCAUUAAUUCAUUUCAUUAAUGGCAUGUGUUGGGAGCAUGCUUGUGUUUUAAAAAGUCUUAUUAUCAUUUUUAUCCUACUUGAACUUGGUUGAAGACAAUCAGAAGACAGUGGUUUGCACUUAUUGAAGCAGCGCAUAUUCGCUUUUCAUUUUUCUAGCUGCCUUUGUGAACAAAUUGUAGUUUUUGCUAGCCAUGUUGGUCUGGAUUUGGAGUGUGUGGGUCUUCAGCAACAGAGCCCUUCACCGCAUACUGCCCUCCUCCCACCGCUGAUCAGGGAGGCUAUGCAACUUUUGGUGUUGGAGGGGGGGAUGUGUUCUAGAUGUCCCUUCCUUUUAAAUCUUCUUACAUUUAUUUCCUGUUAUAUUAAUAUAUUUACCUUGGAUUAUUGUAAUUGCAUCCUUUUUUUAACUUUUCAAACCCACAUGGAAUGCUCAACCCGAUGUAUCCAUCCGUGGUUAUGAUGGUUACUGGCUAACAUACUUCAUAGUAGGAAACGCUUUUGUACCUUAGAUCCUUUAGAAAUUGAUUCAUCUGUAAGAGACACAAAAAGGAACAUUCCCAAAACAUGUGAGAAAACUCGCAUGUCUUCUGUCAAGAAAAAUAAGAAGUAAGAUCUAGAGAGAAAUAAGGCAAUUGAGCAAAAAAUGUACAGUUUCCUUUCCUAAAUUACUGUAAGUUUAUCCAGAUUGCAUGUUCCAUAUAUUUUGUCCGCAUUUCCGUUUUUAUGUCUGAAAUGAAUCGAAUUCGUUCUCUAAACAUUUUUGUACGAAAUUAUUUACCCCGGCAUGUGUUUCCUUGCAAUUAAUCUCUUGUGCCUUUUUUGAGACCUUGUUAUCACAGCUGCUUUAAUAUAUCCUGAAAGCUGAGAAAAGUGUUUCGUUGGAAACAUUCUUGCGAAUGAAAUACACUCAGUUUAAAAAAUGUCAGCUGAGGGGUCUAUAUCAGGUGAAUUAUGGCUGAGAAGUGCUUCCAUUCAUUUCCAGUUUGAAUGUUUGACUGAAUCUAGAAAAGUGUUAUGGCAAUCAAAGGGGCCAAUAAAUCUUAAAAAUUUCGGUCAUGUUUACAUAUAAGGAUGUAAAUUCAAAAAUAAUCCCUAGACAAAGUAAGAUCUUCAUUUGGAAUUAUAUUAUGCAGUUCUUCCUGCUGUUUAAAUAGAAAGAAAAUUUUAGUUAUCAGGAGCAUGUUGAAAAUGUUUACAUGUUUUCAUUUUUUUAGUUAUCGAUUUAUUCUUUUGCUUCACAAACUGUUAACUUGCAUUGCUUUCUGAUAUCAUUCCUUAUUGUUACGGAUUUGCUCUCUGAUAUCAUUUUUUAUUGUUAAAAUUUAAUAUCAGCUAACUCUUUAUUUAAAACGCCCAAUUUUCCUUAUUAGAUGGGAGGUUAUUGGCCACUGCAGCUUCUCAACUGAAGGUUUUCAAUUGUUCAGAUAAUAAGAAGAUCCAGAAAUUUUCUGGGCAUCCUGUGAGUGUUUGUAAUUUUAGUUUUACCAUCUUAUCUAGUCCGGUUUUUUACUCAUUUAUAUGAAUACAGUGAUGCCUUUCUUAAAAAAGGAAAAAAAUCUAACGAAAUGAGAGAAGAGCUGAUCAUCGUGUGUCUGAUUUGAGACUCUAAUCGUGCUUGGCUCUAUUUUAUUCAACGCUAACAGACAGUAUUGGUGCAUAGGUGGGCGUUCGUUGUAUGAUUUUCAGUGAAGACGGAAAGUACAUUUUAUCAUCUGGAGUCGGUGAAAGAUUUGUGGCAUUAUGGAAAAUAGAUGGUAGAAAAAAACAGUCCGCAGCUUGUGUGCUUUCAAUGGAGCACCCAUCUGUGUUCUUGACCAGCAAAGUCAUAGAGGCUGACAAUAAAGACGAGGCUGGCUUUUGUGUCCUAACACUUUCAGAAAUCGGUCUUUGUUAUUUUUGGCAUGGAAAGACCCCUGAGGACCUGAAAAAUAGUAGACCUGCAAAGAUCUCCCUAUCAAUUGAACGUUCCAUCCCAAAGAAUCACCAUGAUAUAUGUUCUGCUAUAUAUUCUGCGAAGUUACAGGGGAUUGCUUCACCCGCCUCUGUAAUAGUUCUCUUUGCAUACGGUUCUGUGGUGAAGCCGUUAUUUGAGAAACUCUCAUUGGAAGCUGGCACAGAUAUAAACUUGACUACCCGUCUAGACGGUGUUCUUCUGCCCAUAGGCCAUUCCUACAGCUCUCAAAAGGUGCAGAUGAUGAAAAUUGAUGGUAAGUUGGAUGCCACGCAUUGGUUCUUCGGUGAGUCUAUUCUUUUUUUAUAGGUUUAACCACGUUUAUGGGCUUGUGCUACUCAAAUAUGAGAAGUGUAACCUAUAAUAUAAGAAUAAUGGACACAUACGAUUCGUUCGGUUUUUUGUAGCUUGAUCACUUGCUUUGUAUCACUUUAAACAUUUAUAACUAAUUAUAAUUGCAGUGCAUAUUUUCUCAGAAAAAAAAUGAUAACUAUUCAAGAAAUGAUACAAUGAAUAGUCUGUAAUCUUUUUGAAGUGCCAUCCCAUUAUCAUUAGAAAAGCACCAAGAGAUGUUAAUAUAAUAUCUGCGAAUCAGAAUUUUCUGCAUACGGAGGUUUUCAUUGAAUCAGUGAGUUCCACUGCAGUUUGAUAUUGUACUGUUAUCAUAUUUUGCUGGACGGGCUUAACUACUUGCUUGUUGUUGAGCAGCAACAUCUCUGGAUCGUGCCAAUGCUGAAGAUGCCACAAUGCCGAUUGCAAAGCUCUAUGAUUCUCACAAUAAGAAGAGAAAGAACCUUAAAACUGAUCCUCCUGAGUUUUCAGAGCACGCAAUGGAUCACCUUGCUGUUGAUAUUAAGGAUGAAGCUCGACAUAAAGGUAGAAGGACAAUCUAUAUUCCUUUACACAACAAAUGUUGUUUUGUUUUACCUUGUGAUGGAAAUCAAUCUUUAAUCUUUUCCAAAAAAAUUAAAUUUAGACAGUCUUUUAAGCCAAGGAUGUUGUUCUCAAAUAAAUGGCAUACCUUGAAAUCAAGGCUACCAAGUUCCCAGUAUUUUUGAAACAGCACUUAAUUCCAUGUAAAUCAAAAAUUAUAGAAAAUUUCGUAUAAUGUGAGAGGUCAAUUCCAUACGGUACUUUCUAUUUCGUAUUUGGCAUAGUAUGAUAGAUAUUUAAUGCAUGCCUUUGAGCUAUGGUUGAUUCGAUCCUAACUAGGUUUAAAAUCUAUAAAAGCCCUUUAACUUCACCAUGAUACCUGGAAAACAAGCUCUAUUUGAUACAAGAUUAAUCCGGUUGAAAGCUUUUUUGUUGCGGGAAUUCAUGCGUGCAGUCUAAGAGGGUCUUUUCUUCAUCUGUCUACCUAGUCUUAUAUGUAGAGCUAUAUUACGGCCAGUAUUGUAGAAUGAUAGUAACUAAGGAAACUAAGAUUGGUACUAGUGUGGAGUGUAGCUUCCAUUGAGCUUAUUAUCAACUGCAGCAUUCGAUUCAAGAUUGGUUUCUUCAUGAAAGGUCUGCCGAUUUCUACCAAUGUGAAGUUAUUGACAAGUCGAGCUUGAUUUGAUUUUCGAAUCUGAUCUCUUUCCCAAGAUUUAUGCACCAAUCUACAGAAGGAUUGUCUUCUGAGUAGUCAAAAGAAAAUUUGCAUGCUUGUGGAGUGACCACUUUCCGGUUGGCUGAUUGAGUGCUGAAUUGAUACUUGAUCGACAGCUGGGAGCUGUAACAACUUUUAGUGCUUUUAUGUGGGCUGGGAAAACUCCGAUUCUGAAAUGAAUGAGAGAAAGUAUGAUUUACAGUAUGGAUCUUGAUGGAAUGAGGCGGUUUCCUCUUUCCUCGUACGUUCAAAGGCAUAUAUGUUUAAAGUCAUAAGAUAGAAGGUGAUAGUCUCACUAACUUGAUUCGAAGAUACCUGCCAUUUUAAAAUUCAUAACUAAAUAGGUGCCAUAUCUCUGAAAACUGAUCAAAAUAUUUGGGAAUUAUUUUUGUUUUGAAGUUAAUUUUCCUGUUUAAGUCUAGCUGCUACUCCAUUGCUCAUUCCCGUUGCAUUAUUAGCCGGUGACUGGAUGUUCCAUUCCGCUAAUUCUGCAAGACUUCAAAAUUAUUUGCAUUGAAGUCAGUAUAGUUAUUGUUUACUCGUCAUGUGUCUAAUUUACUGCCAUCUGGUGUUUGCAGUUUCCACAGAAAGUUUAGAAGAUGAUAGUGUUACUUUAUGCCUCGAAGAUAGGCUCAAAUCAGCAGGGAUUCUUUGCGAUGGAGAUGUUCUAAGUUCCUAUAAGCCAAAAAUUAUGUCUAGUUUAACACCGGCUGCCAGUAAUGAACCUCACAUUCUAGUUGGGAUGGAUCUACCAGCAAAGAAGGUAUGUUUCUUCCUUGAACAGUGAAAUUACUGCCCUUAUACGUGAGGAAUCAAGUUCGCCAGUAACGUAGUAAACCCAGCCAUAAUGUUGACUUAAUUUUCUUUUCUUUUUAGGUUAAGUCGAUCAUCUUGUCCAUGAGUCCUACGGACGCAUUGAACUUCUUGGAUGCGUUGAUGAUUAUGUGGAAAACAAGGUUUGUAAACUUCGUUGCUACGUUAUACCCAACCAUUUCUUUUUUUUCUUAUCGCCUGGAAGGGACAAAAGAAGCAUCUUGUUUUUUCUUAAAACUUCUCUGAUCUCUUGUGGACCCCUCAGUAGGAUUCGAACCCAGGUGAAGUCCUGACCAUUUUGUCAGAGAAAAAUGAACGAACUGAUUUUGCAGGAUUUCCAAGAAAUUCUUCAAUUUCUCCCUGAAACAGAUGAUUAUUCAUCGGCUUCUCACGUUCCGUGAAAGCAAAACACGCUAAUCACAGGACAUAUGUGCUGCAAACUAGGUUCCUUCCUAGCUCUCUAGGUGAAAUUUCAUGAGUGAAACAUUAUUAUUUGACUUUUUUACCAUUUGGGAUUUUCCUUGGAGACAGUUUGGGAAUCUGCCCUAGACACUUUUUUCCCUUGCUGAACUACUUAGAUUUUGUAAAAGUUUCCGUUGCUGAAACUAUUCAUAACGUUUCCUCUUUACUGUGCGAUCUAUUAUUUCACAAGCUGCGUUGGAGGAAAGCUAGCGCACUCAUGAAAAGUCCUUUCAUUUCUAGUGUUAUCAUCCAAAACGGAGAUUCUUUUCUGUCUUCCUGAGAUUCGGAUGUCUUCUAUCAUAUGUACUUUCCAAGUUUUAUCAGUGGCAGCAAAUACUUAAUCCGUGAUAGUUUGGAAAUAUCAACGGAUUUUGGGGUAUUGCAAGUCCCAGCAAUCAAGCAGCAUUGAAAGCCACAAGCUGGGCGCCUUGGCCUCCUCGGUCCAAUAUUAUAUUAUUAAUGUCAUUGAUGGUUGCCUUUUUUUUUAGUUGUGCCCUGCCUUCAUAUGAUGAAAUGGUGUGGGUGAAGGGGCAUUCACACUUGUUUACAGAGGAAAUUCAAUGAUGACGCCAGAUGGACCACAUUGUUUACUCAAAGACUUGUCUUCAAAGAAAAAUAGCUCCGAACCUGUUUGACCACAUUUUCUGUUUAUUUAAGUCUUUUUCUUAUGAAUUUUGGCCAAAGUGAACUCGUUAAUAUUUGAAAAGAGUGAAUCUAAUUUAGACGAAUUUUCUCUAGUGCAUGUUUUUCAAAUGCUGUGCUGCAAAGCAAGCAUAAAUUGAAUAAAACUCUGUCCUAUUUUCUUGCCUGUUACAUGAAAAAGGAUUUACAUCCAUCUCUGAUACCGGUCAUGUUUCAGCAGCUCACUUAGUAGACUUGGUCUCGUUGAAGCUCGUCGGUUUGGCUUUUGUGUGAAAUAGAAUCACUAUGUUUGGGCUUGAACAAUGUCUCUCAUAGAUGGUCUUGCUUGGCAUGUUCCUUAUUCACAUCAUUGGGCCGUGGAUUUGAAUUCACCUCUGUGGUGUUAAUUAGUGAUUUGCUGGGUGAGAUGGCGAAACGGUCCUGCUUUGUGUUUCUAUGUGGGCUUUUACUUAGUUUCACUUUGGAUGAGAACCUUCAGGAUUGUUGGCUGCGAAUGUUUCCAACUUGGGAUGGAUGGAAUCUUAUCUGCUUUAUUGUCUUUGAAGACUAAAUAAGCUAGUAACGUUACUAUAUAUCCACAUGCAAGAGAUUAUGCUUCCACAUCAACUUAUGUUCUUAUUUCUUUAACCUCACUAUAUUGUUGACUUUUGUUCACAACAGUUGGAUUGAAAAUGCAAAAUUGUUUUACCUUUUUUCCCGAAUUACCCGCGCAAAAUCCAUUGCUGUUGUUAAGAUUCUUUCCCCUUUUUACAGGUCGGUCAGUGAAAAUCUUGUCCUUCCCUGGAUUUCGUGUAUUUUAGUCAACCAUGGUCACUUUAUUGUAUCACGUGUAUCAUCUGUUCACAUGCUUUCUACUUUGCACAAGGUACGUCUUUAUCUUUGAUCCAAGUGUACAAGCUGUUUUAUGUUGUUCCUCUUUCAGCCAUUAGACUAAUCGAUGCAGAAAAUAAUGCACAUUUCUAUGGAAUUGGCUUCUCUUUUCUUGUGAUUGCAUCCCAGUUCUUGGUAUCUAUUCUUUCAAUAUAAUAUAUUUUUUCCCAUCAUUUAAUGGGGGAAAAUCCCAAGAAAUGGGCAUUAGAUUGUGCUGCUUUUCUUGAGAACCCAACUUGGGAAAAAUAGAAUAAAUAAUUGCGUUGCGACUUUAUGCAUAGCAUUGUUUAUUCUGUCCCAAACCUGUUCGGAAAUCCAGAUUGAUUGAUUGAUCUGGGGGAAAACCCAGUCUGAAAAAGGACUCAAAUAAAAUGAAUUUGGAUUCGCCUGUGGAAUUCAGCAGACUUCCGGUCUUCCAUCCCCGUGCAUCUUGAGUUCUAAAAAUAGUAUUUUUCGGAAAGUAUCAUCCUGCUAAUCCCAGGAAAAUACUUGUUUUGAAAGAAGAUCAAAAAUAGAAAAAAAUACAGCAUAAAUAAGUCCGGCCUGCAAUUCCUCUGCCACUGCUUCCAAUAUCAUCUCGAUUUGUGUAGAAAUCCAUGGAGGGGGGGGGGGCGGGGGGGAGGGGGGGUGUUUCGAUAACGAACACUCCUGGGAAAUAAAAUGGUUGGCUUAUAAGGCUAGCCAUCAACUAUGGUGUUAGAUCCUUCAAGAAAUGAUAUCCCUUGCUCUUGUGGCAGAUGUCCGCGUCCAAAUCUGCAGCUGUUCGAAGCCUGCUGCAGCUGUCCGGCCGUCUUCAGCUCUUCACAACGCAGGUCAAACCACUCCUGCCCUACCCUCUUUAUCUAAUUCUGUCUACUCUUUUUUACUUCUCUCUGCGUUAUUCUUUGCUCACUCUCUUGUUCUCCUCAAUCUUCAAGGCCGGUGGCAACACGAACCAGGAACCAGUUCUAGACACAGCUGACGAGAGUGAGGUUGAAGACGAUGGGGUCGACGAUGUCAUCUAUGGGGAGGAAGACAGUACAAGAGAGAGUGGCACAGAUGAUGAUGAUGAUGAUGAUGAUGAUGACGAAAUGGAGAAUUAG